GGAGGUCCAGAAGGAAUUCAAAUCGAGAUGGGAGUGUCUGGAUGAGGGCACUGCAAGCAAACAACAAAAUGUGGAAGUGAUAACCUGGGUAGAGGGGGAAGUGUUCUGCGUUGGUUUAACAAUGUUGGAAGAGAAGCUUGGUAUUUACAUGUAAGCUUUGCAUAAGGGUUGCGAUAUGUCUGGUUUAACCUUCGCUGAUACAACAAUUUAUUUUCACCUUGGGCAUUCUAGCUGCUAUUUGAUGUCAUCUUUAAAUAUUCAGACUUGGACAGAGUUUUAUCCAUUUCUUCACAAUUAUCAGAUUAGAUCAUCACAUUCUCAAUAUGGCAAGCCGCACACGAAGAUACACUAUCCUAUUCAUGUCUGGAAUAAUGUGCGUCCUUGUGCUGUAUCAAACUGAUACAAUGGACAAACGGUUGUGGACUUCCUUCACUGAGAGUUCUUCUCAGUGGUGGUACUCGCUCCGGCUUGAGGGCUUGCGUCCGUGCACGUGCAAUAGAUGUGCAAUGCAUGAUGACGAUCCAUGGUUUACGAAACGCUUCAACGCAUCUCUCAAUCCCUUUUUGACGCAGGACAACGCUCUCUCAGAGCAUGAUUUCAGAUGGUGGAAGACCUUGCCAUAUGGCAAUAAGCCCUUUCUCAGCUACAGAGUGGCCGAGCUGAAGGUGUUUGAGAUUUUUCCAGAACAGGAGAGCUUCAUGGACUCCAGCCCUGAUCGCUGCAGGACCUGUGCUGUGGUUGGGAAUUCAGUUAAUUUGCUGGGGUCUCACUAUGGACCCCUCAUUGACUUUCAUGAUGUCAUCAUGAGGUUCAACACAGCUCGUAUUGUGGGCUACGAAGGGGACGUCGGGAACAAAACGACUCUCCACAUCAUGUACCCAGAGAGCUCUGUGGAUUUGGAUGACCACACACAUCUCAUGCUAUUUCCCUUCAAAAUAAGGGACCUUGAGUGGCUAAUCAGCGCUUUCACCACAAAAUCUGUGAAAAGCACAUACAAACAGGUGAAAUCAACAGUCAAAGCGAAUCAGGGUUUGGUAAAGGUUCUCCAUCCUGGAUUUAUCCAAUAUGUCCAUGAAAACUGGCUGGGAAAAAAAGGAAAGUAUCCAUCCACUGGCUUCAUGGGUGUGGUGCUUGCAAUGCACAUUUGUGAUGAGGUCAAUGUAUUUGGAUUUGGAGCAGACAAGGAUGGAAACUGGAACCACUACUGGGAGUCGUUUGGAAGACAAUUUGGAACUGGACAGCAUGGUGGAGGGGAAGAGUACAAACUUAUUCUGCAACUUGCAGAAAGGCAAAAACUGAACUUCUAUAAAGGGUUUUGAAUGUUUUCUGUCCCUCUUACAAAAUGGUCAUGGUAGUAGUGGAUCCUGACCUUAAACAUUUACUGCCAACCUCACAUCUUUCUUUCUUUUUUUUAGACUCCACUAGUAAGGGGUGUGAUGAUUUGAGAUCAAACAUUGACACAGCUCUGUGGUAAAGCUUUGUUAUCACUUGUUAAGCAGUUUUCCCAAACUGUGGAGUGAGCUUGGGACCUGGGGUCUCUUAUGGCCCUGACACACCAUUCCAACUGCCGAUCGCCGAUUCAACAUGUGCAAUCGGCUGAAAAGAACCCAGACGGGCUGGAAAAGAUCACCGACGGCUUUAACGACAGCCGAUCGCACAGCACACACCAAACAGAGUCAGGUAACCGAGCUCGCCUGACUGGCCGGCGACGACCGAUAAUCUGGUUGGUGUGUCAGGGCCUUUAUUUAAAAGAGGGCCUCAAGGACAAUUUCAUGGCUUCAGAUCUACAAGAAGUGAUGCAAAAGACGUUGAGAGGAUAGUGUAAACUAAACUAUUUACUAGGGUUAGGGGGGCCUGGUGGAUCUCUUCUCUCUGGAGUCUCUCUUUUUUGGGCGCUGUCUUUCCCUCCUCUAGCUCAGCCUUUCUCAAACUUUUUUCAGCCAGGGCACCUUUCAAAAGUGCAUAAAAUCUCAAGGCACCCCAGUGUAAAAUAUGAUUAAAAACGACACUGCAUAGCCUAAACGUAAAUGCAAAUGUCCUGUUUAUUUAGACAGGACAGUAAUGAACAGAGCAUAAUACAACUGUAAAUAUUAAUAAUAAUAACAACUUCAUAGCAACUUUAUAGCACCUUUAAAAACACAGGUUUACAAAGUGCUUCACAAAACAAUAAAUCAGAGACACAAAUGCCAUAAAACCAUAAGAGGUGGACCGCCCAAGCUAUACAGCAACACAGGCAAUACAAGAACCCAACAAAUUGAGACCAGGAGAACUCAAAUGAAGGCAAGGCAAGGCAACUUUAUUUAUAUAGCACUUUUCAUACACAAGGCAGACUCAAAGUCUGAAAAUGAAGUGCAGAGAUAGCAGGAAUGUUUUUCCAUCAUAGUGCUUGUUUCCAUCCGUGCCAUACGCGCACGCACACACACACACACACACACACACACACACACACACACACACACACACACACACACACACACACACACACACACACACACACACACACUGAGGCUCCAUUUCACAGUCAAUCAUGUCUAGUUCUUGUGGGGCUUUUCUUUUUAA
Molecule: messenger RNA, 2559 nt
Organism: Gadus chalcogrammus (walleye pollock)
Lineage: Eukaryota; Metazoa; Chordata; Actinopteri; Gadiformes; Gadidae
Product: CMP-N-acetylneuraminate-beta-galactosamide-alpha-2,3-sialyltransferase 1-like
Exons: 7
Coding region: 324-1319 (331 amino acids)
Molecular function (GO): beta-galactoside (CMP) alpha-2,3-sialyltransferase activity
Source: RefSeq, a predicted model, not a curated record